AUGGAUUCACCUCAAACCCAAACCAACCGCAUCGCCAAUCGACUCGCCCUCUACCAACAUCAAAUCUCCCCGCAUUCCUCCCCCACCAAACCAAACCCAACCACCACACCCAAGUCCACCAUGGCCGCCCGCGACCCCAUCACCUGCCAUUGCCUAAACACCCUCACAGGCACCCCAGCCGCAAACCUCCCAGUGACCCUGACACUGCUUUCGGGCCCCGCCUCCGGUGCCACUUUCCACGCAACCACCAACCCGGACGGCCGUGUAGCGAACUGGAAGCCCGUUGCCGACGAGACGGUCCCGGCUAUCCUGGCGGGACUGGAGACUGCGGAGACCAAGACUAACUGGUCUGUGCGCUUUGAGGUCGGGCCCUGGUACGAGGCUCAGGGGAUCGAGAGCUUCUGGCCGGAGGUUGAGGUCAAGUUUACUGUUAAGGGACGUGGGAGGGAGGGAGAGGAGGGUUGGCGUCAUUAUCAUGUGCCUGUUUUGUUGGGACCUUGGAAUUAUUCUACCUACCGGGGUUCGUGA
Molecule: messenger RNA, 528 nt
Organism: Penicillium brevicompactum
Lineage: Eukaryota; Fungi; Ascomycota; Eurotiomycetes; Eurotiales; Aspergillaceae
Product: hydroxyisourate hydrolase
Exons: 1
Coding region: 1-528 (175 amino acids)
Biological process (GO): purine nucleobase metabolic process
Molecular function (GO): hydroxyisourate hydrolase activity
Source: RefSeq, a predicted model, not a curated record